Molecule: messenger RNA, 533 nt
Organism: Fusarium odoratissimum NRRL 54006
Lineage: Eukaryota; Fungi; Ascomycota; Sordariomycetes; Hypocreales; Nectriaceae
Exons: 2
Coding region: 141-353 (70 amino acids)
Source: RefSeq, a predicted model, not a curated record
CAGCUCACUCAGCGAGCAAGAAUAGAUAAAGUGCUGACAUAUCCCAACAACGCUGACGCCGUAGUUAAAAAUGAGCUCAAGCCUCGAACUUCAUCCUAUCUUUCAUCCCGUUUCAUCCCAAGUCAGGACGAGAACUCAGCAUGCAUCCUGCUUACACACUGUAUAUCGGGCUUGAAGCUCGUGUGACCGAAUGGAAGAACGAUAUGUAUGCGACUGUCAGUAAACGGUUCAGCGCACCCACUGAUGCACAAUAUCAGGUUGAUGAGAAGAGACCGAUGAUUACGGAGAAGCAAGCUGAAGAAGGGAGAUCGGAGAAGGAAUUGCUGGAACAAAAAUACGCCAGUCAGUCAUGAUCAGAGUUAACAUAUGGCUCGGAAGCGACGAGAUCGAAUUGUCAAGUUGUUUAUUCUGUCUUGCCUAUUAUCAACCAAUCCCUGACAUUGGAGCUUUUAUACAUCUAUUUUCAACUGCAAUCUAUCUACUUUCAAACAACCACCUAUUAUUCUUCCCCAAACAAAAUCAAGGAAUGCUCA